AUGGUUGUUGUUGGUGACGAACCAAAUGGAGAAGAUGAGGCAGUUGAUGUUAUUGGCGUAGAAAACGAAAAGAUGCUUGUUGAUGUUGUUGUAGAACCAAAUAAACUACUCGCUGAUGUAUUUGUCGCCCCGAAUGGGUUUGUCGUUGUUGAUGUUAAUGCAGUUGUUGUAGUCGUCCCGAACCCGGUGCCAAAUGGUACAAUAGUUGGAGUUAUUGGUUUUCUAUCUGUGUGA
Messenger RNA from Rotaria sordida, 234 nucleotides. The record is from the annotation of a GenBank genome assembly. NCBI's taxonomy places the organism in Eukaryota, Metazoa, Rotifera, Eurotatoria, Philodinida, Philodinidae.